Mya arenaria is the source of this 2880-nucleotide messenger RNA. Its product is annotated as snake venom metalloproteinase-disintegrin-like mocarhagin. Gene Ontology annotation, biological process: proteolysis. Gene Ontology annotation, molecular function: metalloendopeptidase activity. The coding region runs from base 248 to 2563 and encodes 771 amino acids. The record is from RefSeq and is a predicted model, not a curated record. NCBI's taxonomy places the organism in Eukaryota, Metazoa, Mollusca, Bivalvia, Myida, Myidae. The transcript is spliced from 17 exons.
UUAAAGCAUAUCGAAAAUAUUAAAAUAAUAACUUUCUGUGUUAGUAAUUUUCGUACAUUCGCAGCCUUUAAAUUGUGGUUCAACAUAAGUAUAGAGUUAUAAACAGGAAAGAACAUAAAUUUCGAUAGCGAGGUAUAAUACAUGGAAUAUUAAGGAUCUUUUGAAAUGGCAUUUUCUUCAUUCUGAACAACUAUUUGGCACCAUAAAGGGGAGGUUUAGAACCGUCGGACAGUGUAGUGGUUUGACGAUGGGCCCCGUACUGUUAUUAAUUGUCUACAUUCUGUAUCUGGAGCCGACGGAAGCUGUACGAUUUCCCCACAUCAACACUGUGUCACAGCAAGAGGAUGUGGAUGUUAACAUAUCAACUAUAUCCGAUCGUAGAAUACGUUCUGCAAAUGGCUUUCCGCUAGAUUUUGAAGUCAGAUUUACGUCAAACAAUGUACAUUCAGAUUUAAAACUGAGCAUAAAUGACGUCAGCGAUGAUAUACCAGUGGUUCUGCAGAGGGCCGGGAAAAUGGUGUCUUACCGGGUCUCCUCAGAGGCCGCCGCAUUCUACAUGGACGUUUCAAACAAAGCGGCAUUCAUCGUAUGGAGGGCUGGCGAUACCGAAACGGACAACUUUCUUUUUUUCGGGACGUACCAGUCUGGCGAUCGAGAGCUGCUGGUGCAGCCACCAACGUCCGUCGGCGCCGACCACUCCGUGGCGGAAAUUGAAGAAACCAACCCGACUGAAACUGACUUCCUGGUAAACCCUGAAUUCGAUGCAAGCAGAGUUGAACAGAUGGUAACAGCAAAUGCCAAAGACCCCGACCGAGUGGAGAGACAGGCAACAGAUUAUGAAGUUGAAAUCUUCUUUGUUAUCGACUACAGUCUUUAUUCCUUCUGGUAUAUGCAAAUGACGGGCACCGAUUCAGAAAAGCAAACAUCGGCGAUUUCAGCUAUAAAACAAUUCUACGCUUUUGUUUUAAAUGCGAUGAGCGUUCGCUACAGCUCAGUGACGGGUUCAGACUACACCAUUUCCCUCGUUUACGCGGGAAUAUCCAUUGCAACGAGUUCUACGGACGCACCCUACAUCGAGAAUAAUCUACAAUCAUUCGACGUAGAUGGCCGUCGGGCGUUCUUGGCCGACAUCGUAUUGUCUGACUUUAAGGACUGGGGAAAUACCAACCUAAAGCAGAAUUACUACUAUGACGUCGCUAUGAUGUUUACAGGUUAUGAAAUGGGCCGAUCUGUCAACGACGAGUUUAAUUCCGCUACCGCAGGUUUCGCCUACACCCCUGGAGCAUGUAGUAACUCGAAAUACAGCAUCAACGAAGACCAUUUCAGGGCGAUUCUGGCCACGGUUGCUGCACACGAGUUGGGACAUAAUUUGGGCGCCCAGCACGAUGGUACAGUCGACGGUAAUGGCGAACUUUGUUCGAGUGACGAUGCGUAUGUGAUGGCUCCCUCUAUUGGCGUGUCUUCUGACGCGAUCAAAAAUAUUCGCCAGUUCUCGUUUUCGCCAUGCUCUAUUGAUUACUUUACUGCGUAUAUGACAAAGUUAAACAAUGACGGGGAGAACUGUCUGGCAACCCGCACCGCCAACUACGACACAUCUGACCUUGACCCUUAUUUGGGUGACCUUGCCGGUCAGGUGUACACUCCAGAUCAGCAGUGUGAAUACUUAAUGGGAGCCGGUUCCUACCUCUCCAGGAUCAGCUAUGAAUCGGAUUACAGCGGGAUUUGUUCCGUGAUGAACUGUUUUGUGCCGGGAACUACUAGCUCAUUUAGAUAUAAACUUACCUGGGAGGGUACAACGUGUGGGGACGGAAAGCUGUGUAGUGGUGGGUUGUGUGUUGCGUCGUCCAUUGCUCCGGCUGUAGCGAAUGAGUCAUGUAUGUUCGGAAACAACCCAAGCAUCGUGACGUUCGAGACGGUGACGUGCAGUGAAUUACUGGCUUUUCCAAACACCUCAUACGAAUGCUACAACAGCAGACGUCGAGAAGAUUGUUGUGAAACAUGCGAACAAUUCAGGCUCGCAAACGUUAACAACAUUGAUUGCGAGUACGGCGAUCAGGAAAGUUGGUGUGCAACGUUGUCUCUGAGAGACUGCUAUGCCAAUGAAGCUGUUUGUUGUCAGUCCUGUCCGGAGAGAGCUUUAAAUAUACUAGAUUGCCCAUAUGGAGAUCGGUCAACGUACUGUAAUGCAGCUGAUUGUCCAAAUUAUUCUGAAGACUUUAAAACAGAUAACUGUUGUCAAACAUGUGCAGCUACAACCACAAUAAUAUCGACUAGAACCUCUACUGCACCAACAUCCGCCGGGACUACACCAACUACAGCAACCUCUACACCAACAACGACAGCAACUACAUCAACCACAACAGCCACAACACCAACUAUAACUACCAUUACACCAACAACAACUGACACUUUACCAACUACAACAAAACUUACGACGACAGUCACUACACCUACUAAAACUACUGUCAAGAACUCCGCGAAUAUAAAACAAAAUCUUUGUAUAAUUAAUAGUUCAUGUGGUAUAUUAUGUUUAAUAAUUAUUACAUUGAUCUUUGGUAACUAAAAACAACGAAAAAUGUUUGUUUUGCUCCGUUGUAUUUUCCAUCAUGUGUUAAUCUUUGUGUUUACUUUAUAUGUUUGCACCGUUGAGGUUUUACAUAACGGCUUUUACUGGAACCAUUGCUCCGUUAGCAUGUGCUUCCAUGUUACCCGCAAUACUCGUGCAUUUCAUGUGUAGUUUGCGGGAAUAAUUAGUUUAUAAAUCUGUGCGCAUGUUGUACCAUAGAGACCAUUUACUGGAAUGAUUGGACUUACAUUUAUCAGUUUAUAUUGGAUUAAAAUAGUGUUUAAAAUAUAUACUUUUACUAACUAUUGAAUUUA